This is a messenger RNA of Python bivittatus (Burmese python), 1473 nucleotides long. Lineage: Eukaryota; Metazoa; Chordata; Lepidosauria; Squamata; Pythonidae. The record is from RefSeq and is a predicted model, not a curated record.
CCUCUCCUUCCUCCACUUUGCGCUCCCCACCACUUGCCCCCCAUGUAGAACUGGAAGCAUAUGCUGGAGUGAUCAGUGCCUUGCGGGCCCAGGGAGAUCUGACCAAGGAGAAGAGGGAUCUUCUGGGGGAGCUUUCCAGAGUGCUGAGCAUUUCGACGGAAAGACACCGGGCAGAAGUUCGGAGGGCGGUCAACGAUGAACGCUUGACAACUAUUGCACAUAAUAUGUCUGGGCCUAACAGCUCUUCAGAGUGGUCCAUCGAAGGCCGUCGACUGGUUCCUCUGAUGCCCCGGUUGGUUCCUCAAACAGCCUUCACCGUCACAGCAAAUGCGGUGGCCAACGCAGCCCUCCAGCACAACGCAUCUCUCCCUUCCCCUGCAGAAACAGGAAGCAAAGAAGUAGUGGUUUGCUACUCCUACACAAGUACCACCUCUACACCAACGUCCACUCCUGUACCGAGCGGUAGUGUUGCAACAGUUAAAUCCCCCAGACCUGCCAGCCCAGCCUCAAACGUUGUCGUUCUCCCAAGUGGAAGUGCUGUUUACGUUAAAAGUGUGAGUUGUUCAGACGAUGACGAAAAACCCCGCAAGAGGCGCCGUACCAACUCCUCAAGCUCUUCCCCUGUCCUCCUGAAGGAGGUCCCCAAAGCCGUCCCACCGGUCACCAAGACCAUCACAGUGCCUGUGGGGGGCAGCCCUAAGAUGAGCAGCAUCAUGCAAAGCAUCGCCAACUCCUUGCCGCCCCACAUGUCUCCUGUGAAGAUCACCUUCACCAAGCCCUCAUCCACGCAGACCACCAACACCACCACCCAGAAGGUAAUCAUUGUGACUACAUCGCCAAGCUCCACUUUCGUCCCCAACAUCCUCUCAAAAUCUCACAACUACGCAGCUGUCACCAAACUCGUCCCAACAUCCGUGAUUGCUUCCACCACCCAGAAGCAGCCCGUGGUCAUAACGGCUUCCCAGUCCUCUCUGGUGAACAACAGCACCAGCACCGCAACCACUAGUCCCAACACAGGGAGCUGUUCCACGCCGACUUCCACUCCCAGCACAGUUGCGGUGACCACAGUGGUGUCCUCCACGCCCUCUGUGGUUAUGUCAACGGUCGCACAAGGUGUGUGCACGUCAGCGAUCAAGGUGGCCUCAGCCAGGCUUCCUUCACCCAAGAGCCUGGUGGGAACGCCCACCCAGAUCCUCGCCCAGUUUCCUAAGCAGCAGCUGACUCCAGCUUCACCGGCCGCUCCACCCCAGCCGCCCCCACCACCCCAGCAGUCUCCUCUGCCCUCCAACAUUAAGCCCACCAUCCAGAUCAAACAAGAAUCAGGUGUCAAAAUCAUCACUCAGCAGGUUCAACCCAGCAAAAUCCUCCCCAAACCCGUCACGGCGACUUUGCCCAGCAGCAGCAAUUCUCCCAUUAUGGUAGUGAGCAGCAACGGGACCAUCAUGACCACCAAACUGGUCACAGCUCCUGCUG